Messenger RNA from Xiphophorus couchianus (Monterrey platyfish), 2293 nucleotides. RefSeq names its product taspase, threonine aspartase, 1 (gene tasp1). Gene Ontology annotation, molecular function: threonine-type endopeptidase activity. NCBI's taxonomy places the organism in Eukaryota, Metazoa, Chordata, Actinopteri, Cyprinodontiformes, Poeciliidae. Gene Ontology annotation, cellular component: cytoplasm. The record is from RefSeq and is a predicted model, not a curated record. The coding region runs from base 277 to 1521 and encodes 414 amino acids. The transcript is spliced from 14 exons. Gene Ontology annotation, biological process: protein maturation.
UAGCAACCAGCCUCUGAACCCGGAAGUACUUCCGUAUGCUUCAGCUAACUAGCCAUGGGCUGUUCUGGGGUACGAAAGAGUAAAAAUAAAGUUUGUAAUGAUUAAAAGUAUGAGGACAGGUACUGUUCAGGUGUUUUAUACCCUUGUCCGGUAAUUUGAAGGUUAGGAGCCAGUUCUGUCGCCGAUAUGAGAGGAGGGAGAACUGUAUGCUAUGAAAAUGAUUUUGUUAAGGCAGCGUGACAGGCAACGAUAAGCUUGUGAAGUUAUGCUGAGGGUAUGGAAAGUUUAAUUAAUUGUACUGAAGAACAGCAGCCUACUUCUGUGAUGACCAACUCCUGGUCCAAUCAGGAAGCAUGCAGGAGUCAAAAGGCAAAAUGUGCUGGGGGAUUUGUCCUUGUGCAUGCAGGAGCAGGUUACCACUCUGAAUCUAAGGCAAAGGAAUAUAAGCAUGUGUGUAAAAGAGCCUGCCAGCGGGCUGUAGACCAAUUGAGAGCAGGUGCACUUGCAGUGGAAGCUGUGACUGCUGCCCUGGUUGAACUAGAGGACUCUCCUUUUACAAAUGCUGGCAUGGGCUCCAACCUUAAUCUGUCGGGGGAAAUUGAAUGUGAUGCAAGUAUCAUGGACGGGAAGUCGCUUCAUUUUGGCUCAGUUGGAGCCAUCAGUGGUAUAAAAAACCCCGUCUUAGUUGCAAGCUGCCUCUUGACUGAAGCACAGAAAGGGAAGCUCUCAGCAGGCAGAAUACCACCCUGCUUUUUGGUGGGGCGAGGAGCACAUGAUUGGGCAGUGGGACAUGGAAUACCUCCAUGCCCUUCAGAGAAAAUGGCAACAAAGUUCAGUUUAUCUGCAUACAAGAGGAACAAGCGAAAGAUGGAGCUAGCAGAGAAAAUGGACACAGGACAAAACCAGACAAAGAAAAGACGACAAUCAAGUGAAAACGAAAACGGCUCAGGGUGCCUUGACACAGUCGGAGCUGUUGUGGUCGACUCAGAGGGGAACGUGGCUGCAGCUGUGUCCAGUGGAGGCCUAGCUAUGAAACAUCCUGGAAGGGUUGGCCAGGCUGCUCAUUAUGGAUGUGGCUGCUGGGCUGAAAACGUCUGUAACAUGAACUCUUACUCUACAGCAGUGAGUACCUCAGGGUGUGGAGAGCAUCUGAUUCGCACCAUGCUGGCUCGGGAAUGCUCCGCUGCCAUGCAGUCUGAAGAUGCCCACCAAGCGCUGCUGGAGGCUAUGCAAAACAAGUUCAUCAGCUCACCGUUUCUAGCCAGUGAAGAUCGUGUUCUGGGUGGAGUUAUUGUCUUGAGAUGCUGCAGAUGUGUGGAAGCACAGCCAUCUCCAAAUAUUCAAGCUGCAAUGGUGGAGUUCCUGUGGAGUCACACCACAGAGAGCAUGUGUGUUGGCUACAUGUCUGCCCAGGACAGCAAAGCAAAGACUCACAUAUCCAGAUUGCCUCCUGGAACGGUUCCUGGCCAGUCUUUGGCCAUCGAGGGAGGGGUGUGUCGGCUGAUGGGCAUCGUGGAUUGAACCGCUUUCCCUCUUCCCUCUCUCUUCUUCGGGGCUUCCUUAGCAAUACUCCUAUACAUACUCAGACAAUGCACAUACAUGCACUCACAAAUAUGAACAGCAUCCCUAACUUCCCACAACCUUUGCGAUGCCAGAGAUAAUAAGCUUUCUUUGUUUGAACAGGUGUUCAGGAAGAAGUGAUGAGCGAUAGCUACUACUUAGUGCACUUAUAAGACUUCCCUUUGCCGUUGCCGGCCUCCAGUAUGCAUUCUAUGCCAGUUUACCCUCCAAGCUCUCCAGUGUCACCUGGAAUAAACUUGAUGCAUCAUUAUAUUGAUGUACCAUUACUUUUCUUUGAUACUUUGUCCCCCCAGAUAAUUAAUACAUCCCUGCAUUUUGUACACAAGCUAUAAUCUAGGGAAACAGGGUGGAUGUUAUAUUGUGUUGCAGAAGAGAUGUGACUAUUUUCACAUUUUUAUAAAUUUCAAAUCCAGGAUAUUUUUUGUUUUCAAACAACAAUAAAUGAAAUAUGUAAAAGUGCACCUUUUGAACUGUCUGCUACUCAAGAUUUGUGCUUGCAAUAAUUUAGAGCCUUGGGGUUUUAACAAUAAUAAAAAAUGCAUUAGUUUGUUAUGUAACCACCUGUACUGUUAAGACUCCAGCAUUAUUUAAAAUAGAGCAUAAUGCUUAUUUUCUAUCAUUUCAGGCAUUGAAUGUUUUGCUUCUUUUAUAAAAUGUGCAUAUAUAAAUACUGCAUGUCUAGAAUGAGCUACUUUCUCUUACCCUGUAGUUA